Molecule: messenger RNA, 346 nt
Organism: Racocetra persica
Lineage: Eukaryota; Fungi; Glomeromycota; Glomeromycetes; Diversisporales; Gigasporaceae
Source: the annotation of a GenBank genome assembly
GAAAAAUUAUGCCUACAAUAGGAUAUACAAUUAGUUUCGAAGAAUCAACAAACAUUGUUAAGAAGGUGAUUCUUUGGAAUGCCGGUGUUUAUCCUUUGAUUUACAAAAGAGUAUGCGAAAAUGCACAUGAUGCUGAGCAACUUUGGAGUACAGCGACAUCGAUUAAAUCGCAAAUUAUGCGUUUUUUCGAUUCUCCGGGUACCAAACAAGGGAUCAAGAUUUGUGCCGUAAAGUAUCUGCAGUCAGUAGUGAAAGUCCAAUCGCGUCAUGUGCAUGAUUCUCAGGUGAUGCCACAAAAUGAUAUUUCUUUGGCAUCAUGUCCACCAUCACACCCGAUAUUGAAUCC